Puntigrus tetrazona (Sumatra barb) is the source of this 1124-nucleotide messenger RNA. RefSeq lists its product as uncharacterized. The transcript is spliced from 4 exons. Lineage: Eukaryota; Metazoa; Chordata; Actinopteri; Cypriniformes; Cyprinidae. The record is from RefSeq and is a predicted model, not a curated record. Gene Ontology annotation, biological process: synaptic vesicle exocytosis; neurotransmitter transport; regulation of neurotransmitter secretion. Gene Ontology annotation, cellular component: SNARE complex; terminal bouton. Gene Ontology annotation, molecular function: syntaxin binding. The coding region runs from base 220 to 651 and encodes 143 amino acids.
CUGGAAAGCUAGCAGAGAGUGUGUGAGUGUGUUUGGACGUCAGGUUCCUUGGAUCAAAGGAUCUGAAGAGUUUCAACAGAUAUCAGCCUGCUACAUUCAUUUGACUGGGCCUUCUGAAACUGGAGAAGCUGGAAUAAACUUACUAAACUUAUAUCCUCAAACUUAAGUACUACUUUGAUUGGGAGAGACUCAAGUUGAUUAAGACACUCUAAAGGAGAGAUGGAUGCCGUGGUGAAGAAAUCCCUGGGUGCCCCCUUCCGACAGCUCACCAGCUGCGUGAUGGGGGAUAAGGACGGAUUUAGCCGGAAAGGCAAAACCGUCCGCCGGAAGAGCGCCCCCUGCUGCUACAGCCAGGCAGCACACGACUCGUCUUGGUUAAGGACUUACCAAGCAGAGCUGCACAGGGAGAGGAAACUGAGGCAGGUGAAAUUUGCGCAAAAGAACGCAGAAAGAACCGCAACGAGGGCGCAUUACAGGAGCCCGCACCGCUUCACGAAGGCACCCGUGCAGAGGGCGAACAUAAAAAGCAAAACCCCAAACAAAAGCGACAGCUCUCUUUUCGGUGCCUUCCAAGGACUCAGUCUCAGUAUGAACGGCGCGCAGGCCUCCAUAACGACGCCGCCAAGCGCGGAUCCGUGCAAAGUCAUGUGACCGAGAGAACCUUUACGAAUGACUCUGAGGACGGGACACCCGACUGCUACCAAGUGUUUCUGGUCUCCAAGAGCAGCUUCCGGUCCUCCGGAACAAUCGGUUCAACAUCCGAGACGAGUUAUGAGCUGAUGCUGCACUCCAAGAAUAUAAUCUGAUUAUGGCGCGCUGUGAUAAAAUACCAUAUGAUAAAUCACCAGACCUCUAUGAAAAUCUGUGUUUUUACAGUCUCAUAGCUAUAUUUAAAACUAUAUAGGCAAAAAUAAAUAGCUUAUUAAUGGAUAUUUAUAUUUAAAUAAAUUUGAAUGGUUAAGUAGAGGAGUUUUCACUUGCGGACACUUUGUACAGGUUUAUAUUCAUUGUCAUUUUUCUGUUUCUCUUUUGUAUUUUCCCUUUGCACUGAACACAUAUAUUUAGCUAAUCCAGUUAUGAUUGUGGCUUUCUUUUGCAUUAAAAUGUUCUAAUAAAGACGAUCG